CGCCUCAUUGUCUCACGCGCAGGCAUUAGCGAGAUGAAAAAAAGAGCUGCGUACACGCGCACGUGUAGGAAGAGCUGCCGAUAAUUAAGAGCCGCUCCAUUAGCCUCCGCCGCAUGGGACAAUCGAGUCUCAAUGCGCUCUUCCCCUUAAUUGCGAGCUGCUGCAGCAGGCUCUCGAUCGAGAAAAGAGACUGGCGUAGAUGCAGCGGCGCAUAAAGGAUUUCUUGCCACCUGUUAGGCGGAAUAAUCAGCUCGCUGAAAGAGCUUCCUCGUAGCGUAUAGAUAGCGAUAGCGCGCCGCCUUUUUAUCGAUGCGAUCGUUUUACAUAAUUCGCCACGUCGCUCGGCCUGGCUCGGACGUUUUAAUUAGGGCCUUGCCGAUCAGCUGCUUUGGAUUUUUAAUCAAGCUAAGAGUUUGCUUUCCGUACAUGUAUAUUUCGAAAUAGGCGAGAGGGAUGAUUGAUUAGGUGGAAAUGGCUGACUAUUUUCGAUCGAAUUUAAAAUUAGAACCGACGCAUACAGCUGCGUACAAUAAAAAAAUUCGCUAAUUGCGUAACUGAAAAACCGCACGCUCGAGACUCUAUCCAGCGGCGGCGGCUCUCGUUUAUUAAUAAAUGCGUUUUAAUUCUUAAAGUUCGCUCGCGCGAGAGCCAAGCAGCCAAAGGAGAGCUUGUAUUUACGGCGGUUAACCCUCUUACAUCAAAGACGCUUUUAUCUUGAAAGCCGUACGGCCUGCGGUGUAAGACGCUUGAAGCUAGUGACCCGGUUCGCGCGCGCGCGCGUAAGAGUUUAAAAAUACAGGGAUGUUUAUGCACUUGCGAUGUCUUGACUUCUUUUACGAUGUCUACCCCCGCCACCGUAUAUUUUUAACGACUUAUAAUACGUCGUCGAUAUUCCUUCGAGAUUUUCUCUCGCGUGCAACAUACGGGGCGAGCUUUUCACCGCCUGAAGUCGCGCGAGCGCUUCGGGAACAAAACAAUUAUAGAAAAUCGAAAGCUUAACCUACAUCAGUCUCCCCUCUUCACCUAUCGAUUCAUCUCGUCGUCGUCGUCGUAAUUAAAUCGCAAAAACGUCGGUUUCGUGUCUAGUGUAGAAAAAAAAAAAAAAUAACGCGGAAAUGCACAGCCCGGAAGACGAGGACGAGGAGCCGGAAAUCGCGUCGCGAAUCUCGCAACUUCGGGCGGUACUGCAGGAGCUGCGCCUCGAGCUGUAUCGGGAAAAACUUAACCUCCAGCUCGAGCAUCAUCGCUCGGUCGGCGGCUCCGUCUCCGCUUCUUGCUGCUGGUCGAUUUUCAACUCCGCCGCUGCUGGCGGCAAAGAGGCCAGUCUAGAUCGGCAAAGCUCUCCGUCGAACCCGGUGAUCGUCGAGUCGGAGGAUAAAGCGGCGGAUCCGGACCUGGCGGGCUUCUACAAGAGCAAGAUCGACGAGCUCGAGGCCGACUGCUGCGAGGGUCUGAACCGGAUCCGCUCGAGGUUUACCGAGUCCUCGUCCUCGUCCUCGGGUUCCUUCGAUCGACUCAAGGCCUUCGACUCGGGUGACGCUCCGAGCGAACUGCAGCUGCUGCUGCUCGACUCAAAAUCGACCUUGAGGAAGGAGGAGCCGGUGGAGACGCUGUGGACGGCAAUCGACGAGCCAUUCAGCGAGGCCGACUUUUCGAGCUUGAUGAACGAGUGAACGAGGCGCGCGCCGCUAACGAGAGCCUCGUCGUCGCCGGCAACGAGAUCUAUCAGGAGCUGAUGCGCAAAUCCGACUCGUCCGCCGAGAGCAAUUUGGCUUUCUAGAUACAUACAUACAUACCUAUGCAUUAUCAA
Molecule: messenger RNA, 1810 nt
Organism: Nasonia vitripennis (jewel wasp)
Lineage: Eukaryota; Metazoa; Arthropoda; Insecta; Hymenoptera; Pteromalidae
Exons: 4
Coding region: 1116-1673 (185 amino acids)
Source: RefSeq, a predicted model, not a curated record